Messenger RNA from Carassius carassius (crucian carp), 1361 nucleotides. RefSeq names its product gastrula zinc finger protein XlCGF8.2DB-like. Gene Ontology annotation, biological process: regulation of DNA-templated transcription. The record is from RefSeq and is a predicted model, not a curated record. The transcript is spliced from 3 exons. Gene Ontology annotation, molecular function: RNA polymerase II cis-regulatory region sequence-specific DNA binding; DNA-binding transcription factor activity, RNA polymerase II-specific. The coding region runs from base 189 to 1250 and encodes 353 amino acids. NCBI's taxonomy places the organism in Eukaryota, Metazoa, Chordata, Actinopteri, Cypriniformes, Cyprinidae.
CUGCAAUGCUUUUAUCUAACAUGUUUUAGCUUUACAUAUGUGAGUGAGGCCCACCCACACGCGUUACAGAAAAGACGCGUCUCAUUUCGCUCCUUAUAUCGUGAAUCAGUUUAGAAUAAACAUUAAUUCAGUUACUGAGUGUUGAAGAACACAGAGAGUAAAGCUACUGAGAUCCAUGUGACGUAAAGAUGGCGUCUAUUAAAGAGGAGAGUGAAGACAUUAAGAUUGAAGAUACUAAGGAACAAACAGAUCUGAUGCCGCAGAAAGAGGAGAGUGAAGUACUUGAUGGAAUGAAAGAAGAAGGUCAAAGGAAGAAAAAUCGAGAUAUCGUAACUGAAGAAAUAUCUGAAAAUCCUUCCUUCCAAAAAAGUAAUUUCACCUGCCAACAGUGUGGAAAGGGUUUCUCUUUAAAGGCAAGCCUGAAACGCCACAUUGAUGCUCACUCUGGAGAGAGGCCUUACGCCUGCCAGCAGUGUGGAAAGUGUUUCAUUAGAAAAGGAACCCUUAAAGCCCACAUGAGUAUUCACACUAAAGAAAAGCCUUACGCGUGCCCUCAGUGUGGAAACUGUUUCUCCAAGCGAGGAAAUUUAAACACACACAUGAGAGUUCACACUGGAGAGAAGCCUUUUGCCUGCAAACUGUACACUGGAGAGAAGCCUUACGCCUGCAAACAGUGUGAAAAGAGCUUUACAACAAAACUAAACCUUAAGUAUCAUAUAAACAGUCACACUGGUGAGACGCCAUUUACAUGUGAUCAGUGUGAAAGAAGAUUCCGACGUAAGGUAACCCUUAAAAAGCACAUGAAGGUUCAUUUAAGAGAGAGCAGUUUUGCCUGUCAUCAGUGUGGAAUGAGUUUCUCAGACAGCAAAAACCUUACGAAUCAUGUGAUUACUCACACUGGAGAGAAACCAUUCAUGUGCCUUCAAUGUGGAAAGACUUGCGCAAACAAUACAAAUCUUGCUGUUCACAUGAGAGUUCACACUGGAGAGAAGCCUUUCACUUGCCCUCAGUGUGGAAGGAGCUUCAGAUACAAAGGAAACUUACAGACUCACAUAAGAGUUCACACAGGAGAGAGGCCUUACAUCUGCCCUCAUUGUGGAAACCGCUUCAAAUUUAUUGGAAACUUUCAGGUUCACAUGAGAGUUCACACAGGAGAGAGACCUUACAAGUGUCUUGAGUGUGACGAGAGUUUCUCAUAUAAGAGAGACCUGAAACACCAUCUGCUGACUCACUCUGGAAAGGAAUUCUAGUGUUUCUUCAGUGGCAAGAGAUUUACAAAAUAGAACAAUUUCAAAAAUCACCUGCACAUUCAGUCUAGAGAAUGGCAAAUUGUGAAAUAAAAUUUGGCUCUGCAAUUUAAA